This is a messenger RNA of Sitophilus oryzae (rice weevil), 4881 nucleotides long. Its product is annotated as transcription elongation regulator 1-like. The transcript has 18 exons. Gene Ontology annotation, molecular function: transcription coregulator activity; RNA polymerase binding. Bases 180 to 3548 code for a protein of 1122 amino acids. The record is from RefSeq and is a predicted model, not a curated record. Gene Ontology annotation, cellular component: nucleus. NCBI's taxonomy places the organism in Eukaryota, Metazoa, Arthropoda, Insecta, Coleoptera, Curculionidae.
AGUGUGGCUUUGGACGUUUUUACUUCUGGUUACUUCUGGUAAUCCGGUCAGCUUUUAAUUUAUUAAUUGACCAAUUCGUAAUUAUUCAAGAUAUAUUACCUUUUCAUAUAUUGUAAAACUUAUUGAUAAGGUAUUUAUAUCAAAAGACAGUUUGACACUUUCACAUUUUGACAUCAGCUAUGGCCGAAAACGAAUUAAUUGAUAACGGCGACAUGGAUGAAAACUUCCAGGACGAUGUAGAUUUUGACGAAGAAAGUAGAGACGGUAUAAAGGAUUUUCCUGGUCGUGGACGCGGUGGAGCCAGAGGAGGCUUUGGAUGGGCAGGCCCUCCUCCUGGAGGCCCUAGAGAAGGCCCGCCACCCAGGUUUCGAGGGAGGGGCUUCGGCCCACCGCCAGGUAUGUUUCGUGGAGGUCGAGGUGGCCCACCACCUUUAUUUAGAGGAGGACCACCACCCCGUGGUCCACCAGGAUUUAAUGGUCCACCAAAUUUUGGUAAUGGUCCUAAUUGGGGCCCACCUGGAAGUGUAGCAGGUGGACCACCAAGCCUUAUGGGUGCUCCUGGGGGUCCACCAUUUGGAGGUCCUAUGAUGAAUGGGCCUCCUACAAGUGGUGUAAAUAGUGGGCCGGUUCCGAACAGUGCAUCAUCAAAUCAGUUUCCAGGUUCAUCUACAAAUUCUGGUGCACCGGUUAUAGAUCCAAAUUCAGAAAUAUGGGUAGAGACAAAAACCGCUGAAGGAAAGUCAUAUUUUUAUAAUGCUCGAUCAAGGGAAACAACUUGGACUAAACCAGAAGGUCCAAACAUAAAAGUUAUAUCACAGGAUCAAGUUGAAGCUAUGGCUCAAGCAGCAAACACUGGCAUUCCACAAAAUACAUCAACUGCUGCACAAGCUGCUUUAGCUCAAGCAAGUGUGACUAACAAACCAGAUGAAUCAGAUGAGUUGCAAGAUUCUUCCGCUAAACCCAUUGCUCCUAAUAGUCAACCACCACCUUCCAAUCUAAUGCAAGGUCCGCCACCUGGUAUGCCAUUUGGGCCACCUCCUGGCCAGUUUCCCCCAUUUGGAAUGCCACCAUUUGGUAUGCCACCUCCAGGACAAGGACCGCCAGGUGGAUGGGUGCCGCCAGGUGGUGCUCCUUGGAAUAUCCCCUCAGGCAUUAUUCCACCAAUGAAUAUUCCCAGUGCUCUGCCAGCUAUUAAUGAAGCUGAAGUCAUGUCAAAAAUUGAUCCCGAUAUAAUAGCCAAGGCCUCUGAAUGGACGGAACACAAAGCACCCGAUGGACGUUUUUACUAUUACAAUGCCAAAAAAUCAGAGUCAGUCUGGGAGAAACCUCAGCCUAUGAAAGAUCUGGAAAGUAUUUUGCUAGCGGCCAAACUAGCUGCUGCUCAAGGUAUUUCAACACGAUCAACCGACGCUGGAACUGCUCAGAGUAAUUCAGAUACAGGUAAGGUAUCUAGUACACCAGCAGAUACAUCCAAGCAAGAGACGCAGCAGGACAAGGAACAGGAGACCAAAGAGAAAUUGGAGAAAAUACAGGAGGAAAUUAGGAAGAAAAAGGAAGAAGAGGAAAAAUCUAAGGAGCAGAAGGCACAAGAUAAGUCACGCCCAGUGUCUAGUACUCCAGUUCCAGGUACACCAUGGUGUGUUGUUUGGACUGGAGAUGGGCGUGUGUUUUUCUACAAUCCUUCUUCUCGUACAUCAGUUUGGGAGAGACCUGAGGAACUUUUGAAACGUUCAGAUGUGGAUAAAAUGGUUGCUACGCCUCCAGACGCAUUAGCUUCAACUGUUUCCAAACCAGAAGAAUGCAAAACACCAGUAAAAACUAAGAGAACUUCGGAAGAUAGCGAUAGCGAAAAAGAAACCCCUGCUAAAAAAAUGAAAACCGAUACUGGUUCUAGUUCAACACCUGUAACUAAUGGAGCAUCAAAUACAAAGAAGAUUGAUAUAGGUAAGGAAGCUGCAAUAGAAGCAGAAGUGAGAGCGGCAAAGGAAAGAGCGGUAAUACCCUUAGAUACGCGCAUUAAGUUAUUCAAGGAAAUGCUGGCUGAAAAACAGGUAUCAGCUUUUAGCACAUGGGAGAAGGAAUUACACAAAAUUGUUUUUGAUUCUAGGUAUUUACUAUUAACAUCCAAAGAAAGAAAGCAAGUGUUUGAAAAGUAUGUAAAGGAAAGAGCUGAAGAAGAGAGAAGAGAAAAAAGAAACAAAUUAAGAGAGAGAAAAGAUGCUUUUAGAAAACUUCUUGGUGAGGCACAUUUACAUGGCAAAUCUUCAUUCAGCGAUUUUGCUCAAAAAUACGCCAAGGAGGAACGUUUUAAAGGGGUAGAAAAAAUGCGCGAAAGAGAAAGUCUAUUUAAUGAAUUUCUAAUUGAGGUACGGAAGAAAGAGAAGGAAGAAAAGUUUCUAAAAAGAGAAGCGAUUAAGAAAGACUUUUUCACUAUGCUUCGAGAGCACUCCGACAUCGACCGACAUUCUCAUUGGUCUGAUGUUAAGAGGAAGGUAGACACCGAUCCCAGAUACAAAGCUGUAGACUCGCAUGGAAUGAGAGAAGACUGGUUUAGAGAAUACUGUAAAAUUCUAAAGGAAGAAAAGAGAAGAAGGAAAGAGGAACGAGAAAAGGAAAAAAGCAAGGAGAAGCACAAGAAAAGAGAUAAGGAGAAGAAGGAUAAAGACAAGCGUGAAAAGGAAAAAGAAAAGGAGUCUAGAGAAGAAACAUCUGAGCCUAUGGACGAAGGCGACAAAGAGAGAAACGAAGAUGAUGCUGCCUCUGGUAAGGAAGUCGAUGAAGCAGAACAAGAUCACGAUUCGGAGGAUGAGAAGGUUAAAGAGGAAAAAGAAAAGGAUAGGCAAGCAAGAGCAGAAGCUAGUCUAAGAAAAAGAGAAGAAGAAGUACAAAGGACUUUGGCUACUCAUAUGAGAGAUAGGGAUAAAGAAAGGGAGCAACAUAAGAGAGACGAAGCUAGACAGCAUUUUAAUGCAUUGCUUGUCGACCUCGUCCGUAAUUCCGACUUGAGCUGGAAAGAAGUCAAAAGGAUUCUUCGUAAAGAUCACAGAUGGGAUUUAGCUGACUCGUUAUCGCGAGAGGAUAAAGAAAAACUGUUCAAUGAGCACAUUGAACAACUUUUGAAAAAGAAACGCCAAAGCUUUAGAGAAAUGUUAGAUGAAACAGCAGAAGUUACUUUAAUAAGCACCUGGAAAGAAAUUAAAAAGAUUGUAAAAGAAGAUCCAAGAUAUUCCAAGUUUCCCACUAGCGAAAGGUGUGAACGAGAAUUUAAGGAUUAUCUAAAAGAUAAACUUAUGACGGCAAAAGGACAGUUCAAAGAAUUACUACAGGAAACGAAAUUAAUAACACACAAGUCACUUAAUCUUUUAAGAGAAAAUCAAAACCACAUGCAAGAAGUUGAGGAUAUUUUGAAGAAUGAUAAAAGAUAUUUGGUUCUGGAUCACAUUCCACAAGAGCGCACUCAAUUAAUUUUAAAUUAUUUAGAAGAAUUAGACAGACGAGGACCGCCCCCUCCGCCCACAGCUAGUGAACCUAAUCGAAGAAUGAAAUAAAUUAAUUUUUAUGAUUGAAGUUUUCUGUUUUAUAAAGUUGAAAUUAGGUUUGUUUUGGUUAAUGGGCUAGGAAAAACAGAUUUUUUAUAUAAUCAUAAACAUGCGCUAGUCAUAAUAUUUUAUGCACUAAUUCAGUUAUUUUUAAUACAUAAUUAAAAUAUAUGUAAAUGAGAUUUCUAUUUUUAAUAAAUAAUAUAGACUCUGUACUGAUUAUAAAUGUCAUUAAAAGGGGCCAUCCAUAAAUUACGUCACACGUUAAAGGGGGGAGGGGGAUUAAAAGUUUUGUGACACGUUAAAAUUUAAAAAGCUUUAAAACUUUUCGACUUUGAUCUAUAUUUAUUAAUAAUUUAGCACAAGUGUGACGUCACAUCAGUGGGAGGGGGUUCUAAAAAUACGACCUGUGACAAGGACGGGGGAAGGGGUUCAAAAGUCCUAAAAUUCGUGUGACGUAAUUUAUGGAUGGCCCCAAAUAAAUACAGGGUAACCCACUGUUCUUAAAAGAUGUUAAUUUUUUUAUAUAUAAUAUGGUGAUCGAAACCAUUUACACACUAAACACAGGUGUAUUUUUUAAAUCAAAUACAGAUUGUCCAAAGAGAAAAUUGCAUGGCGCGAUUGCGACAGCCUAACUAUUAUACUGGACCAUCAAAGAAUUUUAUGAUCAAGUAGGUAAUUAAGGAUUGUCCUCACACAACAUGCUUGAUCAUAAACUUUCAUUCCACAAAAAUGAAAUUAAAAGUCUAAAGCUUCAUUCAGAACCUCGAAAUUAGUAGUUUCAAUUUGUGUAGAAGUUUGUAAGUAGUAAUGUAGACCUGUUGUUUGCUCUAAUUUCAAUAUAAGUGUUCAGAACGUCUAAAUUUACGGUACUAAUUUUCAUUAGUAAAAAAAGUUAACCACUAAUUAUAGUUCAAAAUUUGCGAGUAAUGCCAUGUUGGCCUUUGAUUAUUAUCCAUGAAGAGAAAUUGAGGUUAGAAGUAAAAAAAAUAUUAUUUUAUAAGCUAAUUAUUAGGCUUUUACUGUGGAUACAACUGACUACCGCAAGCUGUCACUAGGAUAUUCUACUCAUUUUAAUUGUAUUUUUUUAUGUUGUGAUUGUAAACUCUUAAAUAUAAAAUAUAAUUGAAACCAUUAAUUUCGAGGUUCCAAAUUAAGCUUUCAACAGGAAACAAUAAAGAUCUCUUCAUAAUGUUUCCUGUUUAAGAUUUUGAAACCUUUUUUUCUGAUUAUGAAACAGUGGGUUAACAGGCUUUAUAUGUAUAUGUAUGUCACAUUUUGUUUUUAUUAAAAUGGCCCUAGAUCUAUGAAUUUUUGAAAGAAUAAAUUCAAGUUGAAAUCA